This is a messenger RNA of Symsagittifera roscoffensis, 5369 nucleotides long. RefSeq names its product reversion-inducing cysteine-rich protein with Kazal motifs-like. Bases 1633 to 4815 code for a protein of 1060 amino acids. Gene Ontology annotation, biological process: extracellular matrix organization. The transcript has 17 exons. The record is from RefSeq and is a predicted model, not a curated record. Gene Ontology annotation, cellular component: plasma membrane. Lineage: Eukaryota; Metazoa; Xenacoelomorpha; Acoela; Convolutidae. Gene Ontology annotation, molecular function: metalloendopeptidase inhibitor activity; protein binding.
AAGUCAAACCUAUCGCUGGUAUUACUCCACAAACCAUUUGCCAUAGCCUCUUACUUUACAACCAAAAAGGCUGUAAAUGCGGAAUAUAAAUUAACCCGUAGUAGUUUUAUUGUGGAGUAUAUGGCCCUGUAUUGUUUAUGUUUUUGAGAAGAGCAAGCUAUGUUAUUUAGACUUACCAAUAAUUUGGAGGGGUCAAAGUCGUCGUAAUAUAGACUGGGUUGUACCAGGUUAUAGGAUUUUCUUCCUUGUCUGGAUUUUAAUCUGUAAAUAAUUUAUGCGGGAGUGCUGCCUUACGUUUAAUUAUAACUCCCGGGAGCGAUUAAUUUUCCGUAAUCAAAACAGACUUCGUCACGUUUGUAUGGAAUUCGCCGGAUCCUAUUUCAAACUCCCUUUGAGGUACUAACUUGUGCAAUGUGAUAUAACAACUUUGCGACCAGGCAGCAACAAUAAAUAGUUUCCAAAUCCGCUGACGGUUCUGCCAUUGAUUUUGGGUGGGGCUUUCGGACCAUAAUUUAUGAAAUUCACUCUCUCUCUCUAUCAACUUGGACUUGGAGGCGAAUUCUAAUUACAUUACCAGGAGUCUCAGUUACAAUUUGGACUGCUAAAACCACAAAACCCUAGGACCAAAACCCCGAUUUCUGUCAAUUUUGAGAGCGAAACAUCGAAUUUUGUUCUAAAUUCUAUUUAUUUAUGACAGCUUAACUCAAACAAAACAUCAUAAAUUGUUGCAUUCGUGCUGAUAAAACGUCGAAAACUUGAUAUUUGAUUUAUUUUUUCAACCAAACUAAAGCUGGCUGAUGCAAAACUAAGCGCAUACAUUUGUUUGCAUUUGAUACAUGAGCACCGCCUACCGUAUAUUUUGUCACACUUGCGAAAAACAUUACACACGCCUUUCAGUUAUUGAUUCUUUUGUCGCGAUUUAUUGCUCCUCGUCGGCUGAAAAAAUUGUAGCAUCAUUUACGUUCUAUUGGUCUUUGUCUCAGUUAGCUUUUGUAUCUGAAAUUCCAACCAGUUGAAUAGAGUAAGUCUUUUGUCUGCAGCGUCUCAAAGAAAGACUCGGUACUCCCAUAAUUUGAAAAUAACUCCUACUCCUAUACUCGCUUUCCCUCCCUGUACUUUUUUGUUUACUGGACCACAGAAAUCUGGAACAGCAAAAACCAAUUGUAAUCCAAAGUAAUCUAAAAAUGCAGCUCCCAUAGCUGUAUUACUUUUUUUUAUCUCUGUAUCCUUGACAGUUAUUUUUUAAUAGAGCACAAUAUUAUUCCCUUUGAUGUGUGCGUGAUAAAUUGAAAAUUCAACCUUCUCGGACUAGUCACGCCUCUUUUUCUGUUAUCGGCAUCUGUACUCUUUCAUUCGGAUUCAGAAUUCAGACAGUUGAACCUCUUUUUUUUCUCAUUCUUUACAGUUGAAACUCGAAUCGAAGCUUUAUUACCUUCUUUUGUCGAUGGCCUGCUGAAAACAGAUUUCUAAACUGGCGCUUCCACGAACGUCUUUAAAUAUACGAUAAAAUCGACAAUCAAAUCAUAAUAAUCAAAUUAUUUUACCCCUUUUUUGCUCAACUUUAUCCGGGGUCGAAAGGAGAUCAUUUAUAUUACCCUCAUUUUACCUUUGUAACUAAAUUCGAUUUAAGCGAUGGUUUUCCUAUUUAUGACGCGUAGUUUUAUUUUACUGGCGACUAUAUUCCUCUUAUCAGUUCUGCCCUAUGUGAUUUCGGAUACCACUGAGAUAAGUUUCGACUGGAAUGCUGUCGGCGCUGAAGUGUGUUCGUGCGAUUGGAGGAAAAAUUCCGACGCCGAAUGCAAAUGCUCGCUUGCUGAGGCAUCGGGUAUGGCCACGAAUACAAUAAAGAGCACGUGUAAGAGCCAAGAGGGAGUGUCAUACUGUCUGAACACAUUGAAGAGUGCCUACAAAGCUUGCACCAAGACCAAAUACCCCAAUAACAAGUCCAGAUGUAUCAGACUGUGCCAAGAACUUCUAGACAACAUAGUGUCGGAGCCUACUGAGGAGUUGAACAAGACAGUGAGGAGUAUUGGGGAAGACUGUCUUGAGGCAUCUGGCAAAGACCUCUCCGAGAUGCUUGAGGAGCUACAGUACCACAAGGGCACCCGAUACACGUCCUGCUGUGACGAGAUCGCCAGCCGCAACUACCAGUCAUGGACAUGUUCCCAGGCCAAAUGCAAGGAACACCUGCAGACCCUGGAUGUGAGGAUAUCCUACGCUAAUCUAGAGGCCAAUUGUGUGGACACCCAGACUACAGCUACUUCAUUCUCAGUGUCCGAUGCCUCAGAGGCCAUACUGCACCUAAAGAGCUGUCUCAAAGUUGCAGAGCUAAACAAGUUCCCCCGCGGUAGCAAAGUGCCCACUGAUCCCUCCCUGAGUCUCUCAUUCCAGCUGCCGGCCAUGAAUGGACUGGGGCUAUACUGCUGCAACCUCCUCCCUAAAGAAGACCAGAGCUGCAACGACAAGUGCAGAGUGAUUUUCUCGAAGGAUUCAAGUAGAGGAGCACAGAAUUUGGCGGAAGAUUUCGAUCUGCAAUGUGGCCGGAAAGAGUCUGUUCGUCCAGCUAUCUCUUGUGUGCAGAACAUAGUGGCCGGGCAGUGCAGACCCGGUUGUUCACGCAUGAACUUCUGCUCUUCAUUCAACAAUCAACCCGACUUCACGUUCCGAAGAUGUACAGACGAAGCAGACCAGGCGGCCAGUUCCCUCUUCGCCAAGUGGGUGAGGGAGAACGCCAUUUCAUUCGAACACCUGGAAGAAGGAGCAGAUGAUGACGCGACCACUUCUAGCAAGAAAGCGACCACAGAGCAAAACGAUAUGCUGAAGAUCCCGCUGAACGAUAUAUCCAAUUGUGACCCACAAGUGUUCAGAGCAAUAGCAUGUGCACUGACCAUCAAACCCUGCUCCAGGGUCCAGACGUCCAAAAUUUGCUGGGACGACUGCUACCGUCUACUGUCUAAGUGUGCAAAUGCAUCAGACCAAAAUGACUACGCAGAGAAGAAAUGCACCAUGAUACUAGGAGAGAAGAAGGUCAACGAGGACACGUUCAACAAUGAACAGGCAGCUGCACAGCAGGAGUGUGUGUCUAUUUACGCUCUAAGUGAGAUUCGUGGGCAGAAGAGUAGCAACGGGGACUACCCACUGACUCUCUACCCGCAGAGCCAAGUUACCUACCCCUGUUCGAGCAGCAACAUGUGUCGUGAGUCAGACAGGGAAGUGUGUGAGGUGUCCCGCCCCCCUCUGCAGACCUCAUUCAAUCGCUACUCUUCCUCCACCGUGCCAAACAAGUGCAACAGAGGUUGCAGUGUGCAAGCCUGGACCACAAUCCACAUGAUGUUUCUGCCGGGAGACCUGGUCAUCACUAACAACGACCUUGACGGUAUAAAACAGUGUGUGGUGUGUCGUUGCGUGGAACACAUCAACCCGGAGCAGACCAGUUUCUACUGUGACAUGGACCCCAAACACCUCAUAGAGGCCAAGUGUGAGCUGGGACUGCGUAAAACAUGUCCCAUUCCUUCCAAAGACAGCAGUGAUAAAAUUAUUGCAGUCAACGGAGCCACUGAUAAAUCCAUGGUGACUGUGAGUGCUACAGAGAGGUCUAAAAGGUCAUCAUUAGCCGCCACAGACUACAUGUUCGAGUGCAACUUCUGCUCCUGUCUCGACUCAGUCAGCUACUGCACCAAGCGACUCUGUCACACAGACUACAAACUGGACAACCUCAACAAGUAUGGCUUCGAGUUCACUGGAAUGCCCAGCAAUGCGGAUGACGAGUAUCUGGCGUCAUGUGCAUCCAAUGGGAGGACAUAUCCCAACGACCAGGUCACUGAGGCACUCGGGAUCCGGCAGUACCAGCUGGGACCCUGUGAGGCCCGCAAAAGAUGUUGGAGGUCGAUGUGUCCUGUGGGGUUCAAAUGUGUGACCAACCGGGAAGUGUGUCUGACGAAGAACUACGAGUGUAUACAACACAGAUGUGUUAGGGAGGACGACUGCAGACAACACGUGUGUGACGAACAGGGCAACACACAUGCAUCUAGGUGUGACGUGGACUUGCCUCAUUCCAGCUCGGGAAGGGCCGUGGAGAUAUCGUACCCAGGAAGGUGUGACCAGAUGUGUGAGUUGCGACAGGUGUGUGGCACUAAUGGCCACUCCUACUCCUCCCCCUGUGCCGCUUAUUACGACAGAGUGUUGGUCGACUACCCCGGCAGAUGCAGGGACUUCGCCACCCAGAUCACGGACAAGGAGCCCCGCCAGUGCUACAAGAUAGGCGACUCCUGUGCCCCCCUCCCCGCCUUCUGUCAGGGGGUGCAUGCAUUUGGAGUGUGCUGUCCCAUUUGUGGGUCAGUAGCCAGACUAAUCCUAGUGCCAGAUUUGGUAGACAUGGUGCACUUAACCCUAAGGGGCAACUAUUCGGACAACCCAGCCGACCAGUACACUGUGAGGGACGUAGUGCUAGCUGUCAGACAACAGAUCACCUUGCCACAAUGUGACGUGUUCGGCCACUUGAGCCUCGACGACUCAGUCACUCUCCUGUUCACAGUGCCCUUCAGCGACCCCUCGUCGUCCCAAGUGCAGGCGUGCAACGACGAGGCCCAACGACUUAUAUCCAUGUUCGCCAAGCGAGACGUCUCCAUCAUCAGCAAUAUCCACUUGUUCCCUGUAGCAGGCGCUGACCUCGAACAGUCAUUCGUCAAGAUGACUGAUUCGACCUGGAGCACCAUUCACACAAACCCCAUUUCGACCAAACUUUUUGUGACAUUAAUGUUCAUGCAGAUGAUGAACAAACUGCUAGUUACAAACUCAGCCGAACUGUUCAGUUAACCGAAUGCCUUUGAAACCAAGUUUUGGACCGACAGACUAUUAAAAUUAUACAAAUUAAACUCGCGCCGUAAUUGAUCAAAUCAAUUGAUUAGCGAGUUGAAAACCAAACAGGGUCUUUUAACCAAUCCCACUUUUGAAUACCAAAGUCGAUAUUUUUGUUUUAUACUUCAAAAUUUUCAAAAACUUGCAAUAAAUUCAAUCAAAUUUGUAUUGUGUUUUAUUUGGUCUAUUUUAAGUUCGAAUUAGAAAAUAAAUGGCGAUGUCUAUCGUUUCUAUAGCACUGAAUCAUUCAACCAAAUUGCUGCUGAAUCUAAUUUGUCCAUUUGUGUAAACAUUUUCAGAUUACUUGUAAAAAAACUGAAAAGAUUUGAAGAAAAAUAAGCUAAUUGCAUCCUCAAAUUGUUUAAUUCCAAAUACUGAAAACAAACGAGGGCAGGUAAGUUGUGUGUUGAAAUGUAGGACGUCAAUUAGUUGCUCAAUUGUCCGUUUCUACAAAGUUGGUGCUUCAUUUUCUCGUUAACCCAACCACACAAUUGAUUCUAUACAAAUGAUAA